CACAGGAACUGUCUUCUCUUCUCAACACGUUUUACUGCUCAUAGUACGCAACUGACUCUGAUUGUGUUAAAGAUUUUUCUCUUGGAAGCUUUUUUCUUUGUUUUCUUUUUGUUUUUUGGGGUUUUUUUCCACCACGAUGCUUCCCGCAGCUGCAGUUUUUCAUUUCCCCUGGGAAGUGACGUCUGGAGCAGUGCAGGAAGGAGAAUCAGUGAGAACUUUUGGCAGACUUGUCAGCUAUCAGCCUGAGGAGUCCAGGGCUACGCUGUCAGCUCAGCAUGCUUCAAAAGAGCACCAAGUGGUCGUCAGCACCUUGUUUGUGGAGCCUUUUAACCCAAUAAUUGGGGCCCAGUACGUCGUUCUGGGUGAGAAAGAAAAUACUGAGGGGGGUGAUGUGAUGGUCCGUGCCCGCGUGCUGAACUGUGUUGAUGGUGUGAACGUUGCUCUUCUACAGAAAGCCAUCAAUGAGCAAAGGAGCUUCUUCAGGGAGAGGGAGAGCAAACAGGGUGAUGCUGCACAAGCUGCAGAUGUAACCUGAUCCGGGACUUCAUUCGUAAAGUUUCCCAGAGUGCUUGUGGAUAAUCAGAGCUACAUAACUGACUCUUAAGCUGUUUGCUAAGGCGCACUGUGCUGUUGUAUGAGCUCAAAUGAACUUUAAGACUGUUUGGUUAAAAGUGUGAAAGACAGAGGUUUACUUCCAUCAGUUUAUAUGACUUAGAUAUAUGACUAUAUAUCUUAUCGUAAUCUUGUGUAAUUUUUCUAUUUCCUAUUUAUUCUGUUCUUUUUAUUGUGUUUUAUGUCUGUAUGUAUGUUUUUGCUUUAUCUCCUCUGUGAAGCACUCUGUGAAGGUGCUCUAUAAAUAAAAUUAUUUACUUACUUUCUUAUGAAAACGGUGCAUGUUUUAGCAAUAUCUUUCAAUGUUGAUCCAGCUUUUCAGUGCUGCCAUUUUAUGUGGAUGUUGAAGUUACCGGACUUAACAUUCUUGAUAUAACUUUAUGGUCUGAUAUCAUUCAAAAAUGCUUUAAAAAUGUUUUAACUUGCCAAACAAUAGACAUGUUAUGUAUGGGUCUUGAUCAAACCUGUGUAAUAUAAAUAAAAGCGAACUCCUCCUUGUGCCAGAGAAUGGCUUUAA
This is a messenger RNA of Thunnus maccoyii (southern bluefin tuna), 1129 nucleotides long. RefSeq names its product TEN1 subunit of CST complex (gene ten1). Gene Ontology annotation, molecular function: telomeric repeat DNA binding; single-stranded DNA binding; telomerase inhibitor activity. The record is from RefSeq and is a predicted model, not a curated record. Bases 137 to 535 code for a protein of 132 amino acids. Gene Ontology annotation, cellular component: CST complex. NCBI's taxonomy places the organism in Eukaryota, Metazoa, Chordata, Actinopteri, Scombriformes, Scombridae. Gene Ontology annotation, biological process: negative regulation of telomere maintenance via telomerase. The transcript has 3 exons.